Ceratotherium simum simum (southern white rhinoceros) is the source of this 5577-nucleotide messenger RNA. Lineage: Eukaryota; Metazoa; Chordata; Mammalia; Perissodactyla; Rhinocerotidae. The record is from RefSeq and is a predicted model, not a curated record.
UAAAAGAAUGCAAUUUCAACUGACCUUCUUUUUGCACCUUGGGUUGCUCAGUUGCACGAAGGCUCAAGAUGAAUGCCGCAGGGAUGCCUGUCAUCCCACCACCGGCGAUCUCCUGGUGGGCCGUAGCUCGCAGCUCAUGGCUUCUUCUACCUGCGGGCUAGACGGAGCCCAGAAGUAUUGCAUCCUCAGCUACCUUGAGGGGGAACAAAAAUGCUUCAUCUGCGACUCCAGAUUUCCAUAUGAUCUGUACACCCAACCCAACAGCCAUACCAUUGAGAAUGUAAUUACAAGUUUUGAACCAGAUAGAGAAAAGAAAUGGUGGCAAUCUGAGAACGGUCUGGAUCAUGUCAGCAUCAGAUUGGACCUAGAGGCAUUAUUUCAGUUCAGCCACCUUAUUCUGACCUUUAAGACUUUUCGGCCUGCUGCAAUGUUAGUUGAAUGCUCCACAGACCAUGGACACACCUGGAAAGUGUUCAGAUAUUUUGCAAAGGAUUGUGCUACUUCCUUCCCCAGCAUCACACCCGGCCAGGCCCAGGGAGUGGGAGACCUCGUUUGUGACUCCAAAUAUUCGGACAUCGAACCCUCAACUGGUGGUGAGGUUGUUUUAAAAGUUUUGGAUCCCAGCUUUGAAAUAGAAGACCCUUACAGCCCCUACAUCCAAGACCUUGUGACAUUAACAAACCUGAGGAUAAACUUUACCAAACUCCAUACCCUUGGAGAUACUUUGCUUGGAAGGAGGCAAAAUGAUUCCCUUGAUAAAUACUACUAUGCUCUGUAUGAGAUGGUGGUUCGGGGAAGCUGUUUUUGCAAUGGCCACGCUAGUGAAUGUGGCCCAAUGCAGAUGGUGCAGGGAGGUGUUUUCAGCCCUCCGGGAAUGGUUCACGGUCGGUGUGUCUGUCAGCACGAUACAGAUGGCCCCAACUGCGAGGGGUGCAAGGACUUCUUCCAAGACGCUCCAUGGAGGCCAGCUGCAGGCCACCAGGACAGCCCUUGCAGGGCUUGCAGCUGUAACAGCCACUCUGACCGCUGUCACUUCGACGGGACCGUGUACCUGGCGAGUGGCGGCCUCAGCGGGGGAGUGUGUGAAGAUUGCCAGCACGACACCGAGGGGCAACAUUGCCAUCGCUGCAAACCCCUUUUCUACAGGGACCCCCUGAAGGCCAUCUCGGAUCCUUACGCGUGCAUUCCUUGUGAAUGUGACCCUGACGGGACCGCAUCGGGUGGCAUUUGUGUGAGCCACUCUGAUCCUGCCAUGGCGUCUGUGGCCGGCCAGUGCCUGUGUAAGGAGAACGUGGAAGGAGCCAAGUGCAACCAGUGCAAGCCUGGUCACUACGGACUGAGCGCCAACGACCCCCUGGGCUGUCAGCCCUGUGACUGUCACCCACUCAGGAGUCUGCCACUCUCUACCUGCGAUGUGGAUACAGGCCAAUGCUUGUGCCAGCCGUUUGCCACCGGACCACACUGUGAAGAGUGUGCUGUUGGAUACUGGGGACUGGAAAAUCAUCUCCAUGGGUGUUCUCCCUGUGACUGUGAUAUUGGAGGUGCUUAUUCUAACGUGUUCUCACCCAAGGAUGGGCAGUGUGAAUGCUGCCCGCACAUCACUGGCCGCAGCUGCACGGAGCCAGCCCCUGGCUACUUCUUUGCUCCUUUGAAUUUCUAUCUCUAUGAGGCAGAGGAAGCCAUGCCACUCCAAGGACUUGCGCCUUUGAUAUUAGCAACAGCUUUGCCUACAUGUGAUGUGUAUUUCCAGCAACAAGGACAGGAUUUCAUAAUUGACAAAGGAAAUAUAAUACUGAAGAGAAAGCAAAGUGUGCAUGCUGACAAGCCAAGUGAGGGCUCAGUGACUUUUGACCAGGUGCCUGCUGAUCACGGUGUUUUCCGAGAGCCAGUUCCUGGGACCCCGGUUACGUGGACUGGAUCUGGAUUUGCCAGGGUUCGCCCUGGAGCUGGCUUGAGAUUUACUGUCAACAACAUUCCCUUUCCCAUGGACUUCGCCGUUGCCAUUCGCUAUGAAAUGCAGUCCACAGCUGACUGGGCUGUUCAGAUCGUGGUUAACCCUCCUGGAGGGAGUGAGCACUAUACACGCAAGACCCCACAGCCAAAGCCUCAGUCUUUUGCCUUACCAGCAGCUUCCAGAAUCGUGCUGCUUCCCACAUCCAUCUGUUUGGAACCAGAUGUACAAUAUUCCAUAGAUGUCUAUUUUUCCCAGCCUUUGGAGGGAGGGUCCCACGCUCAUUCACACAUCCUGGUUGAUUCUCUUGGUCUUAUUCCCCAAAUCAAUUCACUGGAGAAUUUCUGCAGCAAGCAGGAUUUAGAUGAAUAUCAGCUGCACAACUGCGUUGAAAUUGCCUCAGAAGCGAGACCUCAGGUGCUCCCUGGUGCGUGUGAAAGGCUUAUAGUCAGCGCGUCUGCCAGGCUGCACAAUGGGGCCGUGGCCUGCAAGUGUCACCCCCAGGGCUCAAUGGGGCCCAGCUGCAGCCGACUGGGAGGCCAAUGCCAGUGUAAGCCUCGUGUGGCCGGGCGCUGCUGUGACAGGUGCUCAGCAGGAAGCUACGGUUUGGGGCAUCAUGGCUGUCACUCAUGUCACUGCCACCCUCAAGGCUCAAAGAGCAGUGUAUGUGACCAAAUAACAGGACAGUGCCCCUGCUAUGGAGAGGUGGUGGGCCGCCGUUGUGAUGGGUGCCUGGCAGGCUAUUUUGGAUUUCCCAACUGCCGUCCUUGCCUUUGUAAUGGGCUCGCUGAACUUUGUGAUCCAGAGACAGGGUCGUGCUUCAACUGUGGGGGUUUUACAACUGGAAGAAACUGUGAGAGGUGCAUCGAUGGUUACUAUGGAAAUCAUUCUUCAGGACAGCCCUGCCGUCCUUGCCCGUGUCCAGAUGUUCCCUCGAGCAAUCAGUAUUUCGCCCAUUCCUGUUAUCAGAAUCUGUGGGGCUCAGAUGUAAUCUGCAGUUGUCUUCAAGGUUAUACAGGUAAGCAGUGUGGAGAAUGCUCUGCUGGUUUCUAUGGAAAUCCAAGAAUUUCCGGAGCACCUUGCAGGCCAUGUGCCUGCAACAACAACAUUGAUGUAAGUGAUCCCAAGUCCUGCAGCCAGGUAACAGGGGAGUGCCUCAGAUGUCUGCACAACACUCAUGGACCCAACUGCCAGCUCUGCAAGCCAGGUCACUUUGGAUCUGCCGUCAAUCAGACCUGCAGAAGAUGCUCCUGCCAUCCUUCCGGCGUGAAUCCUGCUGAGUGUCCCCCUGACCAGGGAGCUUGCCUCUGUGACCCUUACACUGGCACAUGCCCUUGUCUGCCAAACGUCACGGGCCAGGCCUGUGACCGUUGUGCUGAUGGAUACUGGAAUCUGGUCCCCAGGAGAGGAUGUCAGCCUUGCGAUUGUGACCCCCAGACCUCUCACAGCAGCCACUGUGACCAGGUUACAGGCCAGUGUCCGUGUAAAUUAGGCUAUGAUGGGAAACGCUGCAGUGAGUGCAAGGAAAAUUAUUAUGGUGACCCACUGGGGCGAUGCGUUUCGUGUGACUGCAACUGGGAAGGUACCCUGAAGCCCGCCUGUGACCAGGACACGAGCGUGUGCCUCUGCCGGGAGGGCGUUAGCGGCCAGCAACGUGAUCGCUGCGCCCGGGGUCACAGCCGGGAAUUCCCUGCUUGUCUUCAGUGUCACUUGUGCUUUGAUCAAUGGGACCACACCAUUUCUUCCCUCUCCAAAGAGGUGCAAGGGUUAAUGAGGCUGGCUGCUACCAUGAAAGAUAAAAGAGAGACCCUGCCUGUCUGUGAGGCUGACUUCAAAGACCUCAGCAAGAACAUGUCUGAAAUAGAAAGGAUUUUGAAACAUCCUGUUUUUGCAUCUGGGGAAUUCUUAAAAGUCAAGGAUUAUCAUGACUCUGUUCGGAAACAAAUCCUGCAGCUAAGUGAGCAGCUGAAAACAGUGUAUGAAUUUCAAGAUCUGAAAGAAAAAACAGUAAGAAUGAAGAACGAAGCAGACCUCUUACUUCAAGAUCUUCAGGGAGAAAUUGAUUUGUGCUCCCGUGCCCGUAAUGCAAGCAUUGUGGAUUCAUCAGAGAACAUCAAGAAGUAUUAUCAGAGAUCAUCAUCUGCUGAAAAGGAAAUUAAUGAAACUACUUCCAUCAUAAGUAACUCAGAAAAAACCAGGAAUGAAUGACUUACCGUCUUAGAUACACUAGCCUCAAAAGAAAACUUGUCACUGGAAAAAUUAAAGCAGAUUAAGAUACCAGAUAUCCAAAUGUUGAAUGAAAAGGUGUGUGGAGAACUCGGGGACGUGCCCUGCGUGGUCUCGUCCUGUGGUGACCCGAGCUGUCGCGGCUCCCUCACCCUCUCGAGGAACGCCCUCCAGAGAGCUCAGGAAGCAGGGUCCGUGAUUCAUAAUUCGAGCAAUCAGGUUCAAGGGUUGAAGAAUCAGAUCAAAAAUAUAAGUAAACUGGCAGAAGUCUCCAAAAACAGUGCCUUACAGCUAAGUGAGAAAGUGAGAAAUAUGAAAAACCAAAGUGAAUCUGAAGAAGAAAAAAUGAAUCUUUUAAUCAAAAAACUGAAAAAGUUUUUGUUAGAGGAAAACGUGCCUCCAGAGGACAUAGAGAAGGUUGCAAACCGUGUACUUGACAUCCACCUACCAAUAACAUCACAAAAUCUAACCCAUGUGCUCAACAAAAUACGUAAACUUAUGCAACUCUGUGAGGACUAUAGGACAGAAGAGAACAGGCUAAAUAAAGCAGCAGAUAGAGCCCAAAGGGUUUUGGUGAAGGCAAAAGUAGCUGAGAAAGCAGCAAAUGUUCUAUUAAAUCUUGACAAAAUGUUGAAUAAGUUGCAACAAGUUCAAAUUGCUCAAGGAUGGGCAAAUUCUACCAUCACACAGCUGACUGCCAAGAUAACAAAAAUAAAAAAGAAUGUACUGCAGGCUGAAAAUCAAGCCAAGGAGACUAAGAAUGAGCUGGACUUAGCGAAGCAACAGUCAGCCCUGAAGGAUGGACUUUCCCGGCUGUGGACCAAGUUACAAAGCAAUCGAGACCAAGCCACCCGUGUGAAAGCUCAGGCUGAAUCAGGCCAACGCCAGGCUGGUGGCCUUGAGGAGGAGUUUGUUGAGCUAAAAAAUCAAUAUGCUAUUCUUCAACAUAAGACAAGCACUACAGGACUGACAAAGGAAACAUUGGGAAAAGUGAAACAGCUAAAAGAUGCAGCAGAAAAAUUGGCUGGAGAUACAGAGGACAAGAUAAGAAGAAUAACAGAUUUAGAAAAGAAGAUCGAAGAUUUGAAUCUAAGUAGACAAGAAAAAGCUAAUCAACUGCAGCAGUUGGAAGAUCAAGUCAUUGCCCUUAGAAAUGAAAUCGUUGAGCAGGAAAAUAAAUAUGCUACAUGCUAUAGUUAGGUAGAGCUCAAGUGCAAAAUCACCUGUGCCUUCUUUUCUGGCUUCUGAUACGCAAACCUGAGGAGCUAUGCUGAACUUGGGAAACACAACUGGUCAGCCUCUUCUGCCUCCUUCCCUGAGGUCUCUGCUUGCUGCGGAUCUGCCCAGUGUGGCUGGGGAGUGGAACCGGGCCACAGAAACGCCACUUGCUAUGGAAUAGA